AUGAACAGCGGCCUGAUCCAGCAGCUUGGCGGCAUGGCUCCUCCCACGGGUAACACCAUGUCUGCGCGAGAGGUUGCUCCUUUUGUCAACAACAGCAGCAACAGCUUCGGCUACAUGGGCUCAGCUACGCCAGCUCUGAUGGCUAGCAACAACGGCAACAGCAACUUCAACUACAUGGGCCUAACUAUGCCAGCUGUUUCCAUGGCCAAUGCCAACAACAACAACAAUGACGACAACUUCAACUACAUGGGCGCAGCUACGCCAGCUCUCAUGGCCAAUACCAAUAACAACUACGUGGGCACGGCCACGUCAGGUAUCGUGACCAAUGACCACAUCAACCACAACCCUAUGGCCAUGCAAGCUUCCGUGGUCGGCAUCGACAACCUGGCUACAGGCGCACCGCCUCCCAUGAGCAGCAACAUGGCUACAAGUUGGCUCCAGCAAAACGUCAACUACAGUGCCAACACCUACGCUGCCAACGCAAACAACAAUAGCUGCAAGUGCAGCUUCAACUGCAACGGCAACGGCAACGGCAACGGCAACAGCAACCUGAACAUGGGAACUGCUUCUAUGCAAGGUCCGGCUCUGGCUCCCACACUCGUGGGUCCCAGCACUCAGACUGGACAGACCAUCCCGGGAAGCCAGAUUUCAAGCUCUAGCAUGCCCUAUCUCGAGAAGCAUCCGAUUUGGCGCUCGAAAUAUUCUCCAAACGUUGCCGUCAAGAUCUACUCCCACCGCCAACAGGAGAUGGCGGAGCAGCUCCGGGCGUACAUGGAACGCAAGGCCAAUGAGCUGAAGCUAGACAAAAGAUACAGCCAUAACCCGGACGCCCUCAAGGCCAAGCUCUGCCGCCUGGAGGCGUACCUGCGGAGGGAGUCUGACAUUGUCCGCGAGCUCGAGUCAUUGCCAGCCCAGGAGAGGUACCUGAGAGAGCUCUAUAUGCCUUGGCAACAGAAGUUCCUGCACUGCCAGGUCUUCCCCUUUGUGCCCUGGGUUGAGGCGAACAGGAGGCGCAAGUCAGCCGCAGCUCGACAGGAGGCUCAGCACGGGACGGAGCAAGUCGCCUCGGCUCAGACUCAGCAAGAGCCGCUUCCCCAACCGCAGGAAGGAGCGUCUACUUCCCCGGAACUUUACCCCAUCACCUCGUGGUCGGACCCCACGACGCUGGAAUCCCAAGACCCUUGUUCACCGGCGCAAGCUGAGUGGGAGGUUCUUCCCCAGCAACAGAGAGAGUUUGUCUCCCCGGAUGAACUCACUCUCAUCUCGCCAUCGGACGUCGUGCAGCAGGAACCUCAACAGCAUGCUCCGAAAGAUGGGCAGGAGAUAGCCGCGAUUCCACCUGCAGGUUUCACGGACGACGAUUUCAUCGAAAAGAUUCUUCUCCUUCAGCAGUGGACUCAGGGUGAGGAGCAGGUUCAGGAGCUGACUCCGGAGUUGAGUUCGGGGCACAGUUCGGAGCAUGAGAAGGAACAGAAUCAGGUCGAGGUUCAGGUCGAGGUUCGGGACGAGUUUCAAGGGCAGACAGAUGAUCAUGAGUUCGGUGACUAG
This is a messenger RNA of Geosmithia morbida, 1548 nucleotides long. RefSeq lists its product as uncharacterized. The record is from RefSeq and is a predicted model, not a curated record. NCBI's taxonomy places the organism in Eukaryota, Fungi, Ascomycota, Sordariomycetes, Hypocreales, Bionectriaceae. The coding region runs from base 1 to 1548 and encodes 515 amino acids. The transcript is spliced from 2 exons.